AUGUUGGAUUCAGAUUUAGACGAGCAAGACAAAUCCUUUUUAAACUUCAAUGAAGAUUUGCGAGACAUCAUCAAACCAAUAUAAUUAGAUGUUUAGGAUCAAAUUGAUGAAAAAAAAAAGAAUGAUGAUUAGGAUUAGGAUUAGGAAGAAGAAUUAAAAAAACUAAUUUGGCUGGAUGAAGAAUAACACCUUUAUUGUUCUUAAUGCUAAAGAAGAAUUGCUGAAAAAACUAGAUUGAGUCAUUUCACUUCUGUUGAGCAUCUCAAAAUAAUGACUAAAAAAAUUCAGAAUGAAAAACCUCAAUUAUGGAAUUAUGAAUAAGCGGUUAAAUUCGAAAAUACUAUAAAGAAAAGAGAUUUCAAGUAAAUGUGGUAAGAGAUUAAGAAAUACUUUUCAGAUUAAUUAUUGAAGAGCCAAAUAACCUAGGAUUGUAAAUAAAAUUAAUAGUAAGCAUUAUUGAAGGAAUUAAGCAAUUUCUUCUAUUAUCUUUUAAUGAAUGAUGUUAGAGUCAUUAACACCUUCAUUAUUAUCUAUCAUUAUAAUUGCUAAAGCAAAUAAUUUGAAUUCAAUAUGCCCCCAAAAUUUAUGAGAUAUUAAUAUAUUACUUAUUGA
Messenger RNA from Paramecium octaurelia, 612 nucleotides. NCBI's taxonomy places the organism in Eukaryota, Ciliophora, Oligohymenophorea, Peniculida, Parameciidae. The record is from the annotation of a GenBank genome assembly.